AUGUCACGAUAUCCGCCUGCGGCGGAAUACCGUGGCUUUAGGGACAGAUCACGAUCACCACCGCGUUUCUCGGAAAGUCAUAGACGAGGAUCUGCUGCCGCCAUCUUCGAGAAUAGACCACCUGGACCUGCCAGAAACGCCACCGAGCUGCCCCGUGGACCGCGCCAGCAAUUUGAUGGUCCACCUAGGCAGAGUAUAGGUGCAGGUCCUGCACCCGGACUAGGCUCACGACCGGGAUAUUCCUCCCUUCGAGACGCACCACCCCUCGGCACUCCUGCUCGCCCGUUCCGUGAACGCGAGUAUGACCGACCGGCGCUGAUACCAUCGCCACGUGAGCGCUCUCCUGCACGAGGUUUCAAGGACACUCGGGACUUCCCUCCUCGCGAAUUAGAGAUUCCGCGCGUGCGACGUGGUUCUCGAGAUGGUCCACCGUCUGCCGGAUCUGGGUUCUCUGACAAUCCACCCUUCGCUCCUGGCCCUCCACGUGGAGGUUAUGUUCGUGGCCGAGGACGAGGAGAUUUCGAAUUUCGAGGUGGCCGCGCUGGACGCAGGCACUUUGACGAUCGCGAAGCGUUCCGUCGAGAACGAUCCCCACCUCCACCACGAUGGGGUCGAGAGCCGCCUCGAGAUGAGCGCGACCUGGAACGAAGAGACGACCGUCGCUUUGACAGACGAGACGAGGAAAGACGCCCCGAAUGGCUCGACCGCGAGCGUGAACCAGAAAGGACGAGACGUGAACAGCCACCAACGAGGUUGGAAAGCAGACGAUCAGACGAGUCUAUUGCCAGUGGACCUGCUCCACAACAGGCAUCGCAGGCCAUACAGAUUGAUCCUGGCCGACUGGCAUUGUUGCAGGAGGCCGGCGAAGAUGUUGUGAGGAGACCCUAUGCUGCGCAACCUGCGGCGUCGCAACGAGAGGUCAGACGCGAUGUACCAGAGACGCCAUCUUACCUCAAUGGCCGUGCAGAGAAUACAGCAAAUCGUUACAAGCAGCGUGGCUCUUCGCCGCCUACACAAGCGCCACCAGUACCUGCCUUCACGCUGUCCUUCGCACCUCAAGGUCCGACGUCUUCAUCGCACAAUGGCGUGUCUCCAAUGAAGCCGAUCGCAGAGCGUAAGGUCUCGCUAGUGCCAAGCGGAGAGUCACUCGUUGGAAAAGCAGCACCAUCGACUGACACCCCAAUCAAUGCACUAGCCGAAGCACAGUCGGAGGCGAAAGCUAGGCCGCCGGCGCCAAGGGCUGAGCUCAUGGAGCCACCACCCACUGCUCCAAAGGCACCUAAGGCACUAGAAGCAGAGAUGGUGACAGGCUUUGCGAACCGCUUGCAUGGUGUCCGGUCUCUUGAGACCAUUCCUGGACCACCUCAUCUUUCUGUGCCUCAAUUGGCUCGUGGCGAGUCUUUGGUGAGGCCAUCGCCACCCGGCCCAAGACCCGUAUCACCAGCGAACUCUGUGCCUUCCAUGUCAACGUUGAUGCAGCCAGUGUCUCCAAGUACGCAGACUUUCCGCCAUGGUGAUAUUGCUCCGCCCACAGGGCCACGUGCGGCUCGUGUAUCGCCUGCCAUGACACACGUGUCACCACGAACGACAUAUACGUCUCCUCGAUCGGACGUCGGCGCAAUCUCGGGCUACCAAGGGCCAUCGAAGGGGCAGACUCCACCUCCUACUGCCCCUUCUGGACCGCGCAACAGGUCAUUCAGUGUCUCGCCAAAGGUUACGAGUUCGGCGGUACCAACAGCGCCUAGAGGAAGCAGAGUCCCGCCAACCGCUCCACGAGCAUCUGCUGCCGAGCGGCCACCUGCACCGCCAAUAAGAGGACUGGAUCGUCUUGGCGGGCCACCCCCUUGGGCGCCGCCGACUGCACCACGAGGACUCCAGCGCCAGCCAUGGCGCCGGCCGGGCCAGCCACCUUACAACGACAAGGUCAUUCCAGCGAAAAGAGACUUUGCCGGCGACGAGCGAGAUCGCCAGCCUGUUCCUACCCAGCCAAGCUCUGGGGCGCCAACGAAUGUUGACCAAGCUUGCGUCGCAAGCAGGAAAGAUGAGAGGGAGCCGCAAGCCGUGGGAAGUCGCCAUCCAAACAGGGCACGGCAAUGGGAUGACAAGAUGGACAUCGAUCAUGAGCAAGCUCGCCCAGCAAAUCUUGCAGCAGCUCCUGAUCAGUCUGCCACGGCCAGGCAGUCGUUUUUUGGCAUGUCUGAACAGAACCGUGAUCCCGAAGCCAGCAUGUCUGCAUUGGAAGAAGAAAAUCCAAGUAGUGACGAGGACGCCGAUCCACAACAAGGAAUAGCACUCUUCCAGGCCAAAUACGAGAGGGAGAAAAGAGCUCUUGAGUCGCAAUUGAUUGAUCUUAGUGCGCGGAAGUAUCGUGCAACAACUCCACUGGAAUCCAUCGCACGACUCUCCUGCAUCUCGGAUCGUGAUCUGCAAAGUGCGCGUGAAAGCAAUGAGAGGAGUGAGGACCGAUCGCCCACCCUCACGGAAGGGAAUCUCGUACCGCCGACUACGCAUUCCUCAGGAACAGACGAGGGUCGAGACCUGCUUACACCCAAAGGCGAAGAAGAUGUUUCUGCGGUCGAAGUCAACAGCAGUGGCGGCGAAAGUACGGGACAUCCUCGGAUAUUCCGACGACCAAGCUCAGAAGUCAUUAGUCUGCCCUACCUUACCAAGGAACCACAUCUCAUCCAUAACAAUGUGGCGAUUGAAGAGAGUCUACAACGUCAAGAGGAGAGCAGAUCCACGGUCCUCACUGCCCUUGAGCAAGAGAUGGACAUGGAGGAUGCUGACGAAGAAGAAGCAGAGGACGAAUUCGAAGUCUCCUACAAAAGGUGGCGCCAGCAAUGCGAGGAUCUCGAUCGACAGCGCGAGGAGCAGGAGCGGUUGGAAAGACAGAUCUCUGUUGAUCCUGCACCAGAAAUGGUGGUUCCAGCUGCACCACCCCUCAAUCCUAUGACUGAAGGCAGCAGGCGCUUACACAAGUACAGCAGCGAGUACGAUGUUGAGCAAGUGCUGAAGCAGUCCGAAGAAACAGCACGCCUGGAGCAAGAAAAACACGAACGGGAAGCUCGCAAGAAUCAAGCUGACAUGGAGAAAGAAGCCAAGAUACCUGAUCAGCACCUUGAAGAGCAUUACAGACGAAGCAUCUUCAUCAACACCAAUAGAUAUCGCGAGCCUGGCAAACUCACGCUGGUAUUUUCCUACGAGCCACAGCCCGACACUUUCACGGAGAACGAGCAGCAGAUUUUCAUCGCAGCCUUCAAGGAAACCCCGAAGAAGUGGGGUGAGAUCGCAUCUCUGCUUCCUGGUCGCACCUACAAAGACUGCAUUCACCACUACUAUGCCAACAAGUGGGAUGGUCGUUUCCGAGACAGUCGAACCAAAAAGCUCAAGGCUAGUGGUCGUCGUGGUAGAGGUGGGAAGGCAAUGCGUGGAAGAGGCGCCCAAGCCAUGGCAGAUCUGGCUGUCAUCACGGAGCCUGCUGAGAAGUCCGAAUCGGGACGGCCUAAGCGUGCAGCGGCACCAACUACAUUUGGUGAACGUGAGAUCGAGAGUAAAGCUGCUCUUGUGAACCCAUCACCAGCAAAGAAAUUAGGUCCUGGUGCAAGGCAAGACGGCAACGGUGACAUUGGGCCUGAGAAGCCGGGCAGACGUCGCAAAGGCAUGGGUGAGAAACCUGGUCGCAAGGCUAAAGGUUCGCAGCCACUUGCUGCUCUUGCUGCAGCUCCAUCUGCCUCACCAGGCCGAUCCAUGAUGCAAAGCACACUAAUCAAGGAGGACAUGGCAAGAGCGCAGAGCAUGGAAGAAGCGAGUCUCUUGACAGGUUUCCGAGCCGAGCAACACACCAUGCAUCCUAUCGAUAAGCAUCUCUACCAGCAGGAAGAGUACCACACGACCAUGAUGCCCAUGGAGGAUAUCGCGCGACCAAAGGUAGCUGGUCAAGCUCCACCAUCAAGAACCGGCCCGUCAAGCUACUGGUCUGUACCCGAACAGACAGAUUUUGUCAAGUAUAUCGGAUACUUCGGUACGGACUUCGCAGCGAUCGCCAAUCACAUGGGUACUAAGACGCAGACUAUGAUUAAAAAUCAUUACUCGCGUCAAGUCGCGCAUGGCAACCAGCCGGAUCUGGAGCGGUCAGCUAGAGAAGCAGACCGGAGGCGUGAGAUGGGCGAAGACGUUGGUCCGCCACCCACGCCCACGCCAAUUGUGAAGAGGAAAUAUGAUCAGCCUCAGACCAACGCGCAAAGAUCACUUGCGCCACAAGCAGAUGCCAUGGAACUCGAUGAACCCACCAUCACUCAGCGACCAUCACAAGCCAAGCAUGCAUCGCCUCCGCAGUAUCAAGCACAACCGCGCUUCAGUACUUCGGCACAAGCCACGCCUGUUCAAGUCCAUCGUGUGAUGGCAAGCCCUGCAGUCACCGGUGCUUCGCCCGUCGUGCCAAAGAUCCAGGCUUCUGCGCCUGUCCGUCCUGGUCCUCACCCUCUAGGUGCGGGUCUGUCGUUCAUGCCAGAUUCUCGUCCAGAAUCUCGAGCUGAUAUGCAAGCCAACACAAGUGCUAAACAUAGUCAACCAAGUAUACCGCGCAGCCAACCACAUUCUCAGAACGCUGUACCCGACGCCUACAUCCUCGAGCUUCAACAUGAACAGGAGAGAGCAACUCGCCUACAGCAGCAGGAGCUCUUUCAGCGAGAAAGCCUUGACAUGCAGCGCCAGAACAGCUUCCAUCGCGGGUCAGCACAUGGAUCGCCAGUCAACCCACCCCUUCACGAGCCUAUGGAAGAGCGCAAAACACUGUUGGAAGAGCGUGCGCCGACACCGCCUCGUGAUAUAUUUGGCCAGUCUCCAUACCAGCGCUCAGCGUUCAGAUCCGAUUUCGGAUCAAUGGGCAGCUCGCCGGCUCUGUCAAUGCUGGGUCGCCCACCGCUUCAACCCUCACCGAAGAAGAAAGAUGACCUUCGUCCUGGCUCCGUGCCUGUAAUGCCGCCUAUGCAGACAGCCGUUGCACCAUCAAUACAGACUGCGCCGACUGCACCACCGGAGCCAAAGCGUUCGAAUCUUUUGUCAAUCCUGAACGACGACCCUCCAGAACCACCGCCACCAAAACGGGAAAGCUUGCCAAGCAUGCAACAACGUGGGCCUUCUCCGGCACAGAAGUUCGCGCACCAACCUGGCUCAGCUGGACCAACACCGCCAGCAGCUUCUGCUGUGCAAGCACUCAGACGUGAAACUUUCGGCCAGCCUAGUAUGCCACAGUCGCAUUUCCGUCGGCCAUCACUCUCCCAGCAAGGACCAUCUUUCUCUUCGAACCCAUCAGCGUCCAUCAAGCAGGAAGCUGCAUCGACCGCGUCUAUAUUACAUGCACCCAAUUCAGAUUGGGCAGCUCAUGUGUUAAGUCGAGAUCCACAACCAGCACCACCACGCCAAGCGAGUCCUUUCGGGCUGGAGCGUGAGCCGCGACCAGUCUUCCCGCCCCGUGGAAGUAUUCUAGGCGGGCUCAAUCAGCCCAUCAGAGCUGUGCCAUCACCACCACCUCAUGGCACUCUGUCACAUUCUCGGACCUCGUCCGUAACCAUGCAACACGGGCAAGCUUCGCAGUCAAGAGAACAGCGAUCCGGUUUACCAGGACACCAGAGCCUCGGUAGUCUUAGCGGCCUUGGGCAGACGCUACACCCAAAUCCAUACGGCCAGCAAUCUGUCCCUAAUCCUUUCGCACAGGCACCACCAUCGGAAGGCCGUAAUCAUGCACAUCACUCGCACAAUAACUCACUAUCAGGCUCACUGCAGGCGAUGCACCACGGCGGAUCCCUUCGAGAAGAUGCCGCCCGCCAGCAAGAACUCCAGGCGCAGCAAGCGCAACGGCAGCGCGAAGCCGAAAUAGGCUGGCGUCGAGAUGAAAUGAGGUUGGAUGGAAGGAGGAUGGACGAAAUGAGGAUGGAUGAAAUGAGACGGCGCGACGACAUGAUACGUGCUGAAAGACAAGAUGAAAUGAUGCGGGAUGAUAUGAUGCGAAGGGGCGAGCGCAAUCUACUCUUCGAGCGACAACAGCAGCAACAACAACACUUCUUUGAGCAGCAGCAGCGACAGCGUCAGGAAGAUGAGAUCCGCGAUCGUGAUCGCCAGCAGCAGCAGUUUAUGUCACGUGGACCACCGCCUCCGAUGCAACCCCAAGCUAUGCAACCACAAGGAUUCAGCGGUGGGCCACCUUUUGGCUUGGACCGCAUCAGGACACCCAGCCUGCGAGACCAGGCGGCUCGUGAGACUGAGGCCGCCAUGCGACAUGAAGCUGCUCAGAGGAUGGGAGGUGAUGUGCUCUUCAGGGAUCGUGACCACAAUCGUGAGCGCGAGCGAGAGCAUGCAGAGGGUAUGAGGAGACAUGAAGACGCGAUGUUCAGACGCGGCACGCCUCUACAGCAGGCACCAUUUGGACAUCCGCCACCACCGCCCAGACGUGGAUAA
Recurvomyces mirabilis is the source of this 6456-nucleotide messenger RNA. RefSeq lists its product as uncharacterized. Bases 1 to 6456 code for a protein of 2151 amino acids. The record is from RefSeq and is a predicted model, not a curated record. The transcript has a single exon. NCBI's taxonomy places the organism in Eukaryota, Fungi, Ascomycota, Dothideomycetes, Mycosphaerellales, Teratosphaeriaceae.